Ooceraea biroi (clonal raider ant) is the source of this 6434-nucleotide messenger RNA. RefSeq names its product CTD small phosphatase herzog (gene hzg). NCBI's taxonomy places the organism in Eukaryota, Metazoa, Arthropoda, Insecta, Hymenoptera, Formicidae. The record is from RefSeq and is a predicted model, not a curated record. Gene Ontology annotation, molecular function: RNA polymerase II CTD heptapeptide repeat phosphatase activity.
CUCAUUCGCUCACUCGUCCGCCCGCCCGCCUGUCCGUCCGUCCGUCCGUCCGUCCGUCCGUCCAUCCGUCGGCUGGCGCGCGCGCGCGCGCGUUAACGGAAUUCGCGAUCGAGCACGCAGAGACCAUUGACUAAUGUUUAAAUGGACGCAUCGUCCAUCAUCGCCCAAGUGUCGCGGGAUGACGAGCUAGGCGCGUUCAACAACGAGAAAGCCCAACUACCUGGGGAGAAUGAAGCAGCCAGCAAUAGUCCAUCUAGUGGCAAGAAGCCGAGAGGGCGUGGGCUCUUACGCUCUCUGCUCUGCUGCCUCGGAAGAGGUCGUGGUAGCAGUUCAAAGAGCUCCAAGGCGAGCUCUCUGCAGGGAGAUGGCCGUGGCUCGCCGCCACCGGGUACCGGAUCACCAAGGUUCCUCCUGCCACCGGUCAGGCACCAAGACAUGCACAAAAAGUGCAUGGUAAUCGACUUGGACGAGACUUUGGUGCAUAGUUCUUUCAAACCAAUCAACAAUGCGGACUUUGUCGUUCCUGUAGAGAUUGAUGGAACGGUACAUCAAGUGUACGUCUUAAAGAGGCCUUAUGUGGACGAGUUUUUGCAGAGAAUGGGUGAAAUGUUCGAGUGUGUAUUGUUCACUGCAAGCUUGGCUAAGUAUGCCGACCCAGUGGCGGAUUUAUUAGAUCGAUGGGGCGUAUUCAGAGCAAGAUUAUUUAGAGAAUCCUGUGUGUUCCACAGAGGAAAUUAUGUUAAGGAUUUGAACAAACUAGGUCGGGAAUUGCAUCAGAUCGUUAUUGUAGAUAAUAGUCCUGCCAGCUACAUUUUCCAUCCAGAUAAUGCGGUUCCAGUAGCAUCUUGGUUUGAUGACAUGACGGAUUCCGAGCUGCUGGAUCUGAUCCCCUUCUUCGAGAGGGUCAGCAAUGUAGAGAACGUUUACACGGUACUAUGCAAUAGCAAUCAUCCGUACAACCACGUGCCCGGACACACGGUGCAGAACAAUCAGAAUCCACCGGGAUCAGGUGCAUUGGCUGCUUCCUAGCCCCGUCUAAAUCCUGGCAAUGCAGCCAGUCUUGUCGCUCAAUGCACUUUCCGGAGGAUCCUGAGGGGACUGCUCCACGUGACCCACUCGAAGCACCAUCCCUCGUUGACCUUUGGAAGAACCGCUGCAAUCAGUGCGGUUGAAUGUCAUACCUUAAAGGCACGUCAUCCAAAUCGACACAGUCACAAUUACUGGUAUCCUUCUUCCUGGCGAGCAACACGACGAAGACUGAGUCAGCUUCGAAGCGCGAGUGUUCUUCCAUUUUGCACUAAGCAUCAGGGACGACGAAUUGUGUGUAUCGGAUGUCCGCGCGGACAGGCUGAAAUCUGCGUCUGCUCGGGGAAAAUAAUUUAGAAGAAUGGAAUCAAGAAUCUCCAUCGAGCAGAAACUGCGCGUACGGGAAAGUUGAUCCAUCGUGAGAGAAAAAAAAAGCACUGUAGUGAUGAAUGAUGACGGCUUUUGAAAAAAAAUAUAUAGGGAUGUAUGAGAAAAAGGGAGAGAAAGUGCGAAAAGAAGAGAGGAAGAGAGAUCGCUCAGAGUCGUUUGAUGGGCCAUGCUGUUGCCGUUCAGUUUUCCUAUUCGAACCGAAACCUUGCAAGCUCCGUUCGACAUUCGAUUUGACAAUGAAGAUAUCGACGUUUCGGCUACACUUUCGAAUCCUUUUGGUACAACACUUACAGAAAGCGUCGAAAAAAGAGAGUAACAGUAGCAGGUAGAAUUUGGAAUACACACACACACACACACACACAUAUUUACUCGCUCAUGAAAAAUUCGAAAUAAAAAACAUUCUAUUAUUUUUUUAUAUAUUUAAAUGUUAAGAUAUUUUAAAGCUUAAUAUCGAAAAGAUAAAUUUUAAGAUGCAUGAAUACAAAAAUGAAAAGUAUUUUAAAGAUUGUGGAUCUUGUAAUGUUGUUAAAAUCCUAAAUGGCUCGACAAUUCACGGAAUUAAGUAUUCAAGGAAUGGAAUUUUUUAAUUUUGAAUAUUAAGAAUAUAAACAUUUAGAGGAAUCUAUUUUUACAAAAUAAAGAUCCGAAUAUAUUUUUAGACUUACACUAUGGUUUUAUUUCGUUCCAAAAAUCUUGAAAAGCUAAACAUACAUGAUCUAAAACAGAUAUACAAAAAAAGUUCUUUAAAAGUAUCAUUUUAAUAAUAUAACCCAUAAGAUUUCGAAGAAUUCAAAACUUUUUAAAGUAAUGUUAACAGUGGUAAAAGAUAUCCUGCUAUACACUGCCGAAAAGUAGGAACGGAAGUUUCCUGCGUAUUUUAUCAACUUUUACCCAGCAUUUUAUAAAUUAUUUAAGAAUUACGUAAACGUGUAAGAAAAAUUAUAUCUAAGCACGAUGUUACGUUGCAAUUAUCAUUGAGAAUAUGCAGACACACGUAUGAAGUUAUAAAUCUUUUUAAAUUGCUAUACAUUAUUGACGUUUAUUAUAUUAUUUAAAUUUCUUUAUACGCCAUGUAAAAAACAUAGCUUUCAAGAUAAUUAAGUGCGAGGUUUCAUGAUUGAUACUGCAUUUCAAUAGUACAUCAAAUAUUUCCUGCUACUGAUAUGCACCUUUUUUUGGGACGCUCUAUAUGGAGCAUUUAAAACACGAUGACAUUGAAAUUUUGCGGGAUAUGUAUUAUUUUUGUUAUCAACUCUCCAAUACUGUAAUAAUUUCCAUUUUUAUUUCACUUAUCAAUCUCAUUGUUAGAUGAACAACUGUACCUCUUUUUUAAAUAUUUAUUGAAAUAAAAUAUUUUAAUCAGAUUCAGAUCUGAAUAUAUCAAUUUUUUGUUUUUAUCCAGCAGCAAAAUAUGUUUUUGGUGUUUGCCAAAAAAUUUCAGUAAAUGUAAAAUAAUCGUAAAAAUAUGGAAGUUGAAAAACCGUUAAUUAAAUUUAUUGAAGAAUAUUAGUUAAUUAAUGUGCAGAAAACUUAAUGAUGAUAUUUAAAUGAUGUAUCAAGUGUUUUGCUCGAGAGGAAAAAAGGAAACAAAUCAUAAUUAAUUAUCGAAAGUGAUCAUAUUGUUGCUAAACUGAAAGCUGGGCCAAUGCAUAUCAUUCUUUCCCUCCAAGCUAAUGAGGUUACGUCAUAUUUGACCAUUCAUUCUUUUGGAGCAAAAAAAUGGUAAUUCAAUAAUUCCAAAUUAAAUAACAUUUUUUAAAAACCGGUUUCCGCAUUUUCUAAUUUUCAAAACUGAUGGAAUUUUUAAAUAAAUCUAAUACUUUAAUAACAAAUUAAUUCACCUUUUUAUAAUUAAUAUAAUAUAUUUUUCAUAAUAUAUAAUUGAUAUUUUUGAUAUCUUACUAGGCCACUGUCAUCAAUUUAGGUUGAUGAAAUUGGAUGGAUACAUAAUUUAUUUAUUUCUUGGUAAUAUUUGUGUCAUUGGUCAAUUUAUCAUUAUUGAUAACAUUCUUGUAUAUUAAGAAAAAGUAAAAGGAUUUAGAAAUUAAAAAAUUUAUGCUACAAAAUAAGGUGCCUAAUUUCUAUAAUUAGGUAUUUUUUUGUUUCUAAAUUCUAAUUCCUUUUAAUUGGCUUAUUUUAAAAAGUGAAAUAUAUCAUGUAUGAGAGAAAAGAAAUUUGGAUAGACUAUUUGACAAUGAUGCGUAUUUAAUAAACAACAUUUUCUUGCUCCAGUGAAAUGAAUUGCACGAUGAUGUCAUUAACAAAUUAGAAUAAUUUAGAUAUAGCUCUUGAGGAGCAAUAGAUAAGCGAUGGUAUAUCCCUACAUAUGUGCAUAUAUUUACUAAUGCGUAAUUUGUAAACGAUAACAGUUGCUUGACCGAGCAUAACGAAUGUACAAAGUGCAUUGUGCAUACCAUAAUCAGUUCAAAUUGUUAUUAUUCGUGCUUUUACUUCUGUUAUAAUAUGAUGAUUAUUAUUAUUAUAACUAUUAUUAUAUAAUUAAAUAUCGAUUUUAAUGUCAUCACUUUAAUGCAAAAAAAGUAGGCUUUUUAUUCUGAGGGCAUUGUUGCUACGAAUUUACAUUUGGAUUAUUUGAUAGAAAUUGGUCUUGUAGAUAGAAGUCAUGUUUUUUUAUUUGCAUCAAAGUGAUUACGUUAUCAUCGAUACAUGAUCACUGAGUUAUAGAUAUUGAUUAUCAAUAUCAGCUUGAAACAAGCUCGGCUGCGUCUGCUGUUUUAUUUCUUCUGCCUACUCUAAUUACAGGAUGGGUCGAAAAUUGUGAUACAACCGUUAGAGCAAUUCUUCAUCGACGUACGUCAUUUGUAAAUGAAAAGAUCAAAUUUAUUGUAAAUUUGUAAAAUAUAAAUCCAUCUAAACAAUUAGUUUUCAUGCAAUUCAAGAUCCUGAGUUGCAAGAACCUGAUAUUGGACUUAUUAGGACAAAGAAUUAAUGAAACGUAAAUCUGGAAGUGUAAUAUUUUAAGUAUCAAUAUUUUUACAUGUCGCACAGAAUAGUUUUAAUGCAAUCGAGAAUAAUUAUACAUCAUUGUCUGCCGCUAUAUUGAAACGAGAAUUUUUGGACUAUCCUGUAUUUUGUAAUGUUUUAUUAGCUUUUAUCGAUAUAACGAUAGCUUGCGGAGAGAUCCGAUCGUUCGGAUUAUCAGUUUUACUUAAAAUAGGAAGAGAUUUAAUGAAGAGAUUUUUGAUGUGGCUUCCAAUUCUUCCAUCCUUCUGUACUUAGCGAGUGUAUCAAUAUUUCUUAUACUGAUGUUUCUUAUUGUGCGCGAAGCAUUAUUGUAUGUCACAACAUUCUCCUUAUGUAAUGCCCAUCGAAACGACUCCGUAUAACUAUUGUGCAUCUACUCUGGAACAAAUCUGUUCACAAUCCAAGGAUCCGAAAAUCCAUAGUUCUAACAAGUAUAUUCGAAAACGGAAUUCGAAAAGUUAUGAUGUUCAUACAGGAUUCAUUCAUUUUGAAGAGGACAUUUGUUAUGUUAGGAUCGCAAUUAAACUAAUAAAACUAAAAAUUCGAGAUUACAUUCGAGAUUCUUUUGAAUACAAAAAUCCACGAACCCGUUCGUAUCUGUGCAAUCAUCUAGCAACGUGUGAUAAUUAAGAAAUUUAUUAUAAGUAUAGUGAUCUAUGAUUUAGGGUUCAUGGAUAUAUAAAUAACAAGAAAUUCGAGGAAAAAAAGGAGAAAAAAGGCAGAAAAAAUUAAUUAUAGGAAAUGAAAUAUAAUCAGAGAUAUGAAAAUCUAAAACAAUCAAAUACGAUCAAAAUUUUCUGAUGAAAUACACAAAGAAGAAUCUAGGGAUUUAAGGAUCCAAGGAUGCAUUUUAGCUAUAUUAUAGCAUUAUUAUUACGUUAUUGCGUACGAAACAAAAUUCAUUUUUAUUUAUACUGAUAUAAUCUCAAAAAGUUUAAACGAAAUUAAUAUGUAAGUAGAAAGAGAACUAUGUGAAAUGGCUUGGAUGGGACUCUCAAAACAUACAAUUUAACUGCUCGUUUUAUUUAUUUACUAACAAACAGUAUAUGCUAAAAGCUUUUGGUACUUGUAAAUUUCAUAAUUUAGUUACAUUAUAUCAAUAAAUUGAAUUUAAAUUAUCAAUUCGACUUCGUAAACUCACAAGUAUCUGAAAUAAUUUAUGCUUGUAAAUUAUUUCCCUAAGUUGCUUUCUAGACUACUUUAAACAAUCCUUUUCUUUAAGUUUUUUAAAAGUUUUGGAAUUUAAUGCGAACAUUGAAGAUGUUCUGAGAAUACAAAAAUAAGUCAUAAACAAAAAUACAUGUUAAGUUUAUAAAAGCCAGAAUAUUUAAAGACCUAGGAUUUUAACAAUAUUAGAAAUUGGAAAUUAAUAUUUGGGUAUAAAAUGUGCUUCUAAUAUUUUAUGUGCAGAAAACUGCAAGUUUAAUACAAGUCCUUUAAAUAAAUCCAAAAGUCAUGGAACAUAAAAAAUUUGACAAAUCUCUGAAAAAGAGAGAAGAAGAGAGCGUCUAAUCUCUCUGGUGAUCAAAUACUGUAGAUUAAAAAAAUGUAACAUUUCAUACGCAAACACGUAAUAUGCCAACAUAGUUGAUGAAGAAACGGGAGUGAGAAAGCGUUGCCAAUAAUAUUCUCCCUUUCGAAAUCGCAAUCAAGAUUUCGAGCCGCCUUGCUGCGCAUAAUAAAGCGACAAACGUGUAAAAAUAUAUAUAUACAUAUAUACAUACAUACAUAUUAUAUAUAUAUAUAUGUAUGUAUGUAUGUAUGUAUGUAUAUAAAUAUAAAUAUAAAUAUAAAUAUAAAAACAUACAUUCAAGAAACGACAGAAGGCAGAGAAUUCGCGCGUGCAUGGUGUGUGUAUCUAGUGCGUAUGUGUAUAUGUGCGUGUGUGUGUAUGUACAGAGAAAAGAAAAAAUAGUGUUCGAGGCUUUCGCCGAGCGACGGCCGCUACGUACGCUAUUCCAGAUGAGACUUUUUUAUAUGUAGAGCUGAAAAAUUUCUUAACAAAAGAAAAAUGAAAUAAAAAAGCGAUAAAA